UAUCCGCGCCCCAGAGCGGCGCUCGCUUGGUGGUUCUAAUUAAAGCGGCGCUCGGAACCCGGGGGACCCGCCUGACGUCGGCGGCCGCGGGGAUAAGAAGCGCCCGAGGACAGCGGGACUCGAAGCAGUAGGGUCAGCGCUGUCCCCGUAGGAGCUGUGCGUCCUGUGUCCCUGCGCUGGACAACUAGGACUAGAGCUUAAGAAGUAGAGUCGGGACUGGGGGGACCAAGGAGCGCGGCAGGCGCAGGACCGACAGCGAGAGCUCGGGUGCCCGAGGGCAACGCGGGCUCCACGGCGUGGGCGCAGGUGCCUAAGGGCAGCGAGGGACCCACAGCUGGCAGGUGCCCCGGCCUCCCACGUCCAGGGCCGCCCAUCUGCUCUGCGGCCGCGGACCUCCACAGCCCCCGCAGGAGGCCCGGCUUCACCUGUGGCCUCGCAUCUCCAAGAGGUGUCCAAGACCCUGCGCGCGGUCCCCGCGGUGAAAGAAAGUUGUGAGGCGCGAGCUCCGCGUGCGGGAAACUUGGGUGCCGGCUGGUGGGGCGGCGGGUCCCAAGACCCGCUACGCAGACCACCAGGGCCAUGCGCGUGUCCGGGCGCCCGCUGCUCCUGGUGCUGCUGCUGCUGCUGAGCACGGUGGGGGACCGGGGAUGCGCGCAGCCCCGGGGGCCUGCAGAUCGGCAAACGCUGCUGAGGUUGCUAGUUGAGCUGGUCCAGGAGCUGAAGAAAUUCCACACAGGAGACUCCAAGAGGCUGCAGCUUCUCGGAGAGUCCGAGUUUGCCCUGGGCCGCAGAGAGGCCACGGAUUAUGGGGCAGACCAAGAGGAGCAGAGAGUGGAGAUUGUUCCUCGAGAUCUAAGGAUGAAGGACAAGUUUCUGAAACAUCUCACAGGUCCUCUUUAUUUCAGUCCGAAGUGCAGCAAGCACUUUCACAGACUUUACCACAACACGAGAGACUGCACCAUCCCUGCAUACUAUAAAAGAUGUGCCAGGCUACUUACUCGGCUGGCUGUCAGUCCCAUGUGCAUGGAGAGAUAAGCUGCAAAGGAGCGACACACCAGGAACCUUGAAAAGUGCCUUGGAAACCAACAGAGAACAGAACCAUCUCCAUGCCCAUUUCCUGUGGACAGAGAUUUAUUUUUGCACUCUUCCAUAAUUCCUUUGCAUUUUCUAUGUUGCUGACAGUUUACAAACAUACAUUCAGCAAACCAGUGUAUCUGUUGGUGAGAUUUGCCAGUCUUAGAUUAUAAUAGAGAAGACACCACAUGUGAUGUAUAGUGCUAUAAAAUGAGGUAUUUCCCUUUUAAGAUUAGGUGGAAUCACAUGGAAUAAUUCUUUAGAAAUAUAGGCAGAACAUUAAACCAUAUUUUCAUAGAAAAUAUAGUAUGAUUUGACAUUUUGUAUUACUUCUACAAUUAAACUCCCAAAGUAUACUUUAAAACUGCAUGGAAAACUUUAAUGAAAACCAAAAAAACCUCAGUUGUUUUGAAGACAGUGGCAUAUGUAUCUGUGGAUAUGCCCAGGCCAGUCCUAUUUGUCCUCUGUUGAUGUAAAAGUACAUUCCAGCUAUUGUACAAUAUGUAAAUACUGUAAAUAAAUACAAGGAAAUAAAUGAGCU
This is a messenger RNA of Acomys russatus (golden spiny mouse), 1615 nucleotides long. It is a transcript of the gene Alkal2, whose product is annotated as ALK and LTK ligand 2. Gene Ontology annotation, biological process: positive regulation of ERK5 cascade; positive regulation of ERK1 and ERK2 cascade. The record is from RefSeq and is a predicted model, not a curated record. Gene Ontology annotation, molecular function: receptor signaling protein tyrosine kinase activator activity; receptor tyrosine kinase binding. The transcript is spliced from 5 exons. NCBI's taxonomy places the organism in Eukaryota, Metazoa, Chordata, Mammalia, Rodentia, Muridae. The coding region runs from base 580 to 1035 and encodes 151 amino acids.